Mastomys coucha (southern multimammate mouse) is the source of this 4242-nucleotide messenger RNA. It is a transcript of the gene Dgkk, whose product is annotated as diacylglycerol kinase kappa. NCBI's taxonomy places the organism in Eukaryota, Metazoa, Chordata, Mammalia, Rodentia, Muridae. Gene Ontology annotation, molecular function: ATP-dependent diacylglycerol kinase activity. The coding region runs from base 262 to 3555 and encodes 1097 amino acids. The transcript has 28 exons. The record is from RefSeq and is a predicted model, not a curated record. Gene Ontology annotation, biological process: lipid phosphorylation; intracellular signal transduction; diacylglycerol metabolic process.
GAGCCGGCCCCAGAGCCGGACCCCGAACCAGACGCAGAGCCGGCCCCAGAGCCAGACCCCGAACCAGACUCAGAGCCGGCCCCAGAACCAGACUCAGAGCUGGCCCCAGAGCCGGCCCCAGAACUUGUCCCAGAACCGGCCCUGGAGCUGGUCCCAGAACCUGCCCCAGAGCCAACCCUAGAGUUGACCUCAGAACCGACUAGAGACCCUACCCCAGAUCUUGACACAGGGCUGGCCCUAGAACCAGCCCCAGAACCUGCCAUGGAGAGGGCCCCAGAGUCCUGGCCAGAGCCAACUCCAGAGUCCUGUCUAAAGAUGAGUCCAGCGCUACAUCUGUUGCAGGUAGUUCCUGGAGAGAAAAGUGGAAUGGCAUCUCCAGUGCUAUUGCCAUUGCCGUCGCCCAAAUCGCCAAUAACGUGGUCCAGAAUAAAGAAAAUACUGAAGGAAGGACCCCUGCUAAAGAACUGUAACUCCUUCAGAAGAUGGAAGCUUAGAUACUGUCUGAUUCAAGGACAGAAGCUCUACUUUGCACACCAUCCUUCGUUUGCACACUUUGAAACAAUUGAUCUGUCUCAAGUCGUCUUGGCAGAAAGUAGCUGCAGAAAUCUUUGCCACGGUUUUUGUGUUAUCACACCACAUCGAAAAGUCUCUCUAGUUGCACCCACCCGGCAAGACAUGGAAGAAUGGAUUAACAUCAUAAAAACUGUCCAACAGGGAGAAAUCCAUCAGAUACCUGCAGCCGAAAACAACCCUUUCCUUGUUGGAAUGCACUACUGGUAUUCCAGCAAUAGUCCUCGGAGUCAGUUCUGCAAUGUUUGUCGAGAGAACAUUCCUGCUUUAUCUCGAGAUGCUGUCAUCUGUGAAGUAUGUCAGGUGAAAUCUCACAAAUUCUGUGCUUUGAGAGCAAACAAAGACUGCAAAUGGAAUACUUUAUCCGUAACUGAUGACCUUCUUCUACCCGCUGAUGAAAUACAAACAAUGCCACAUCAGUGGGUAGAAGGAAAUAUACCCGCCAGCUCUCAAUGUGUCGUAUGUCACAAGAGCUGCGGUAGUCAUCACAGACUUCAGGAUUUCCGCUGCCUCUGGUGUGGCUCUACAGUGCAUGGGGCCUGCCAGAAGCGGUUUUCCAAGGAAUGUUCCUUCGGAAGUCGUCGCUCGUCCAUCGUGCCACCAACGGCACUGAGCGACCCUCGGGGCGAUGGCCAGCUAGUAGUAUCGCCUGACUUCUGGAAUCUCGACUGGCCACUGACUUGUUCCUGUCCCUUGCUCAUCUUCAUCAAUUCUAAAAGUGGAGAUCAUCAAGGGAUCAUCUUCCUCCGGAAAUUCAAACAAUAUCUUAAUCCGUCUCAAGUAUUCGACCUGGCGAAGGGUGGACCUGAAGCAGGCAUUGCUAUGUUCAAGAACUUUGCCCGUUUUCGUGUUCUGGUUUGUGGUGGAGAUGGCAGUGUGAGCUGGGUCUUAUCUACAAUUGAUGCCUAUGGAUUGCAUGAUAGGUGUCAGCUGGCGAUUAUCCCACUCGGAACUGGUAAUGAUCUCGCCCGUGUCCUUGGCUGGGGAGCAUGCUGGAGUAAAGGCACAUCACCACUGGAUAUUCUCAGCCAAGUGGAGCAGGCUCAUGUGAGGAUUUUAGACAGAUGGAGCGUGAUGAUCCGUGAGACCCCCAGACAAGCCCCACUGCUGAAAGGACAAGUGGAAAUGGAUAUCCCAAGAUUUGAGCUAGCCCUUGAACUAGCACUGCUUGACCCACGAUUCCUCUGCUCUGCAGUGGAAGAUUUUGUGGAUGAUAUUGUAAAGGCCUGGUACCAAAUAAAACAGAAUAGCACAGCAGUGGAGUCCGUGAUUUUGAAAAGCGACUUAAUGUAUGAUAAACUCAGUGUGCUUAUUGACCUCCUGGCUGAGGAUGCAGUAGCUGCCUCUGCCGAGAGGACAGCCACAGCAUAUGGAAGCAGAAGCAAAGCAGAUGGAAAACCCUUCAUGCCUCAACUAGACCACAUAGCAAAGGCCAAACUGGAGUUGGCUGAAAGGGCUCAGAAACUCCAGCAAUCCUUGAAACUCAUCAUAUUCCAGGUCGAACAAGUUUUAGAUGAAGAAAGCAGACAGAGCUUAUCAGUUAAGAACUUUACUUCAUCUUUGUUCCUGGGAGACGGAGACGAUGACUCAGAUGACUAUGAUCAGAGCCCUAGACACCGUUCUCGUUGUGACAUCUUAUAUUCCAUGCCUUCUCUGAGAAGUGAAGACCUGGAUAACCUCGAUUUAGAACACUUACAUAUUACACCUGAAACAAUUCGCUUCAAAGAAAAAUGUGUCAUGAACAACUACUUUGGAAUUGGACUAGACGCAAAAAUUUCUCUGGAGUUCAAUGCCAGAAGAGAAGAACACCCAGAACAAUACAAUAGCCGCCUCAAGAACAAAAUCUGGUACGGUCUCCUGGGAAGCAAGGAACUGCUGCAAAGCUCUUACAGGAAACUGGAAGAACGAAUACACCUCGAGUGUGAUGGAGAAGCUGUCUCUUUGCCAAACCUUCAAGGCAUCGUAGUGCUCAACAUUACCAGCUAUGCUGGAGGUGUCAACUUCUGGGGAAGGAACAGAGCAACCAGAGAAUAUGAGGUCCCUGCAAUUGAUGAUGGGAAACUAGAGGUUGUGGCAAUUUUUGGUUCUGUGCAGAUGGCCAUGUCUCGUAUCAUCAACCUGCAACAUCAUCGAAUUGCCCAGUGUCAUGAAGUGGUAAUAACUAUUGAUGGUGAAGGCGGUGUCCCUGUGCAGGUGGAUGGGGAAGCCUGGAUUCAGAAACCAGGCCUUAUCAAGAUUAAAUACAAGAAUACUGCCCAGAUGUUGAUGAGAGAUAGGGACUUUGAGAACUCAAUGAAAACAUGGGAAUGCAAGCAUACUGAAAUCCAAGCUGUCCAACCACCCCAUCUGGAUUUCCAGGAAUCUCAAGACAGCCUCUCUGAUGGAGAGUAUGCCCAGAUGCAGCACUUGGCUCGGCUUGCAGAAAAUCUCAUUAGCAGACUUACUGACCUAAGCAAGGUCCACCAGCAUGUGUCUGUCCUCAUGGAUUCUGUGAAUGCCAGUGCUAACGUACUGAAUGAUGUGUUCUAUAGCAAAGACAGUGACAAUGAAGCAGGUGCAGCUUCCUGCAUUCCUAUUGAGACUCUAAGCAGAACUGAUGCAGUAGAUGUUACAUUUAGUCUUAAAGGGCUCUACGAUGACACCAAAGCUUUCCUGGAUGAAAACUUGUUGAGAGAUGCUGAGGAUCGGGCCAUGCUACAAACUGCCUUGGAUGCUAUGAAUAUGGAGUUGAGAAGAAUACUGGCAAUUGGCUGGUUGAGUCAAGUCUUCUUUCCAGAGGAACAGGCUUCCGACACUCACAGUUUAAGUCGCAGGUUUAGAAUGAAAUUUCCCAAGUUGGGGAAGAAGAAACAACGAGAAGAGGGAGAAAAGCCUAAAUCAAGUCAAAGAUUCCCUGGUUUUCUUGGCAAGUUCUGGCAUCGUAGAAAUCGUGGCAGUCGAGCAAAAGAUGAUGACCCUCCAACACCUUCAAGUUCUCAGCUAUAGUCCUUGAAAGCUGGAAGGAGAGCUCUCAAUACAGAAUUCUACUAAAAACUCUCAAGACGUCAAUAAAGGCUGAACUAUACUAUUUCAGAACAAACAUGAGCACCAUCAAGAAAGACCCUCCAAAUCCUUAUACUAAUAUAUUUUCCCUGGACUUAAUCAGAUCUCCUUAGAGGGUUACAUUUUUCUCGUUGGCCAAAGAUUCUUGUUCCGAGUUGUCUUAUUCAGUUCUCCUCCUAUUUGUGUACCUUGGGCAACUAGAGUGUUUAUUGGGGACAGGCUCUUUAUGAAUGGCCUGGGAGCUAUGAGAAUGUAUGGGAGUGCAUCUCAUUCAGAAAUAUUAGUAUGGGGGUCUUUCACUCAGAGAGAAACUGUUGACACCAAGGAAUAAAUGAGUGACCAACUCUCAGAAAGAUGAGGAGGGGGCAGGGUGUUCAGGCUUGGUUGUGUUUCUCCUCUAAUCCCCGCCAACUGCAACUUGAAUUUCAAAAGAUAGCUCCUAGUUGGCUUUAGAAGAUGAGAACAAGGUCCUGAGGCUUGUCCACUCAUCUGUUACAAUGACUAUGUGACUCUUUCCUUGUAGAUAUAGGACUUUCCUCUUUUCUCUCUCCUUUCUCCUCUCAUCUCAUUUCUCUCCUCUCCUCUUCUCUCUUCUCUCACCUCUUCUCUCCUCUCCUCUCCCAUCUCUUC